AUGGCUAAUUCCGCAAAGACGAAUAAGGUUCGCUUUGAGCAACUCGAAGAAGCUGUGUUGGAAUUGCGCCGCGGCAUGCAAGCUAUGCAGGAGACGAGUGUGACCACCCAAACUCUUCUUCAAGAGUUGGCCUCCCGCUUUUCUAGUCGGGAUUCAGAUCGUCGCCGCAAGGCUUCGAAACAACAUCCGCCCAAGGAUAGUCCACCAUCAUCACCACAUUCUACCAGCUCCAGGAGUUCCGGCACGGAUGCAUCUGCUGAAAGCGAGAACAAUGGCUCUUGUUCCUCUCGAGCAUCUGAUACAGAAAUCGAUGAGGGUCGCACCACAGCUACGGACAAGAAUUUACGCAUGCAUUCUCGCGUAAAGCUCGACUUCCCUCGUUUUGCAGGUGAAGAUCCGACUGUUUGGCUUGACCGUGUUAAACAAUAUUUUGCUACUCAGGAAAUUCAGGGCAAAAAGAAAGUGACGCUCGCUGCCUACCAUCUCGAGGGCGAAGCCAAGCAAUGGUGGCAAUGGUACAACCGUUCUCAUGACGGAAAGACCAUCUCCUGGCACAAAUUUGAGAAGGGAAUCUUGUGCCGUUUUGGACCAAUUGAAGACUAUGACGAGGCGCUUAGCAAGAUUAAACAAAAGGGCACUUUUCAGGAGUAUCAACAGGAAUUUGAGAAGCUGGCUAACCGAGUGAUUGGUUGGCCAAAGAAAGCAUUAUUAGGUGCUUUUAUGGGAGGAUUAAAGGAAGAUAUUGCAAUUGAGGUUCGUAUGUUUCGGCCUAAGGGACUGAAGAAUGUUAUAGACCUGGCCAAACGCCAGGAUGAGAAGCUACAGAGGGGCCGCAAGCCGUCUGGCAGUGUUUCUUCCAACAAUCGCAGUAUGGGCACUGCUAGUCCCACCAACACCACUACUCUGCUACUCACUACCAAGCCUACACCCGUGAAUGCAAUGAAACGUUUAUCAUUUGACGAGAUGCGACUUCGACGACAUCAUUGUCAAGCUCAGUCAUAUUUCAUUGAAGCUGAAAGUCCAUUUGAUGUAAAAAAGGAUGAUGAAGAAGAAUUGCCGCCUACGGAUAUACCAACAGACUCACUUAUUUCACUCCAUGCAUUGUUAGGGAGUAUUGGCAAUCUUACACCUAUCACUCCAUUUUACGUCCGAGUUGCUAGUGGGGAGAAACUCGCCUGUCAAGCUAAGUAUGAGAAGUGGCUUGAAGGAUUGGGUUGUGUGGUACAUGAUUAUGCUCGUUGCUCUAUGGAAUUUGUUAUUGGUAAUCGAAAAUUUAUAAUUCAGGCCGAACCCGUGGGUCCCUAUAUGGUUGUAGACGUUAAUGCACUGCUGCUGGAAUGGAAGCAUGGUGCUAAGCUAUUUUGCUUGGCUGCAAUUAAGAGUGAGCCAGCACUUCCAGCGGAUUCCACUCCAAAUUUGAAUCCAGAAAUUCAGGCUAUUUUAUUGGAGCACCAGCAGGUAUUGAACACUCCACAGGAAUUGCCACCCUCGAGAACGUUUGACCAUCGCAUCUUGCUGAAAAAUGAAGCCGCGCCCGUCAAUGUAGCACCAUAUCGGUAUGCCCACUUUCAGAAAAAUGAAAUUGAACGCCAAGUGGAGGAGAUGCUAUCUACAGGCUUGAUCCGUCCCAGUACUAGCCCCUUUUCGUCCCCCAUCCUGUUGGUUAAAAAAAAAAAAGAUGAAACUUGGCGCUUUUGCACUAACUAUCGAGCCUUGAAUAAGGCGACUAUCAAAGACCGUUUCCCAAUUCCCACUAUUGAGGAUAUGCUAGAUGAGUUAUUUGGCGCGACUUAUUUUUCUAAACUAGAUCUCCGAGCUGGCUACCAUCAAAUUCGGGUUCAGCCGGACGAUGUCCAUAAAACGGCUUUUCGCACCCAUCAUGGUCACUUUGAAUAUUUGGUGAUGCCAUUUAAGCUUUGCAAUGCGCCUUCGACGUUUCAAGCCGCCAUGAAUUCAAUUUUUAAGGUUCUUUUACGGCAUUUUAUUCUUGUAUUUUUUUAUGAUAUUUUGAUUUACAGUAAAACUUGGCCGGAUCAUUUACGUCAUCUUCGGACUACUCUUGGAAUAUUGGUCGAGCAUUUCUUUUACAUCAAACCUUCCAAGUGUAUUUUUGGCCAACAGGAGGUAGAAUACCUCGGUCACAUUAUUACACCAGCAGGUGUAACAAUGGAUUCUCGCAAGAUUGAUGCUAUGCUCCACUGGCCUCAGCCCAAAAAUAUUACUGGACUACGGGGAUUUCUCGGUCUCACAGGAUACUACCGAAAAUUUGUGUGA
Messenger RNA from Carya illinoinensis, 2274 nucleotides. RefSeq lists its product as uncharacterized. The coding region runs from base 1 to 2274 and encodes 757 amino acids. NCBI's taxonomy places the organism in Eukaryota, Viridiplantae, Streptophyta, Magnoliopsida, Fagales, Juglandaceae. The transcript has 4 exons. The record is from RefSeq and is a predicted model, not a curated record.